AUGCAAUCUUCACUAAGUCAACUACAUUCAACUGGACAUAUAAAUUUUAUUAAUGGAACGACUAAUAUCUUCAACCAGCAACCAUCUAAGCAAAUAUCUCAGCAAUUUACUCCACAGCAGCAGCAAUUAUCUCGGCAAUUUUCAGCUGGGCAGAUAAAUUUUAUUAAUGGAACAAGUAAUAUCUUCAAUCAACAACCACCUCCGCAACCAACUCAACAACUGCUUCAGCAAUUGCCUCCAGCUAGACAUGUAAAUAUAGUGCAACCUCCACCACAUCAACAGCAAUUAACUCGACAACUUUCAACUAUACAUAUAGAUUUCAUUACUGGAACAACUAAUAUUUUCAAUCAACAACAACCUCAGCAAUUGCCUCCAGCUGGACAUGCAAAUAUGGCGCAAGAGUUUAUAGCUGGAAUCACUAACAUAUUUA
Messenger RNA from Ambispora leptoticha, 430 nucleotides. Lineage: Eukaryota; Fungi; Glomeromycota; Glomeromycetes; Archaeosporales; Ambisporaceae. The record is from the annotation of a GenBank genome assembly.